Molecule: messenger RNA, 5662 nt
Organism: Cheilinus undulatus (humphead wrasse)
Lineage: Eukaryota; Metazoa; Chordata; Actinopteri; Labriformes; Labridae
Product: leukemia inhibitory factor receptor-like
Exons: 17
Coding region: 2440-5157 (905 amino acids)
Biological process (GO): cytokine-mediated signaling pathway
Cellular component (GO): membrane; external side of plasma membrane
Molecular function (GO): protein binding; cytokine receptor activity
Source: RefSeq, a predicted model, not a curated record
UCUCUGGGGGUUUUCAGGGGUCCAGCCAGAUCUCUGGGCAGGCCUGGUUGCAGUACUUGCCAUAAAAUUGCAGUAAUAAAAUAUAUUGUACAAAUUCCCACAGCACACCAAGGCUCGCCUUAAGGCACACUACUGUGCCUUGCCACACCAUAGAGAACCCCUGUAUCAGAGCCCCCAGCAGUUCCUGUAUUUAGAAAGCAGGAAGUUAAAAACAAAGGAGAGGGGUGUAUGAGAGUCAGAGGAAAAAGAUUUUAACGGUGUGGUUCUGAAAAUUCUCAUUCAUGUUCUGAGCGACAUGAGAGUGAUAUGACGGUUUAUGAUUCUGUAGAAGACAAAAGUUUGCAAUAUAUCAACCUCGUUUUAAGAAAAACAUAGUUCAUUCACAAUCUCAACCAAAAACUACUACAAUACCCACAAUCCUUGGGUGGUUAAUUUUGACAGCACUUUUUGAUUUAGUUUUAUAGUCUUUUGCUAAAAAUACCUUUAAGUUUUAGUCAUAAUUUAGUCAUAUAAAUUGUUUUAGUUUUAGUCUAGUUUUGAUUGACGAAACUUCCCAACAUUUUAGGUGACGAAAUUGACAGUAAAUUUAGACGACUGAUUGGAUCUCUCCCCAACUUACCCCACCCCCACGCAGAAAAAGCAGUUGUGAUUGGAUCUCCCCCGUAUCUCAUCCCACCUUUCCACACAGCCAAAGUAGCUGUGAUUGAAUAUAUGCCUAACUUGCCCCUACUCUCUACAUGUCGAAAUUUGGUCUGAUUGGAUAAAGUCUCUGUCAAACAUUUUGGUCUCGUUUCUAUUUGUUGAAUAAAGUGUCAGUUAACUUCGUUUUAGUUUUUGUCCAUGUGCACUUGUUUUUAUUAGUUACUGUCUCGUUUUCGUCAGGGGAAAAAAGGCUAUUAACAAAAACUAUAAUGAAAAUAAAUAGUCAACAAAAUGAACACUGUUACAGCACCCUCUCCAAUUGGUGGGGUCUCUGGUUUCCAUAAAAAUCUCAUGGUGUGCAGGUUGUGUUAACAGCAUCCUCAAAUUGAAACAAGAAGUGCAGUAGAUUUUACACACUGAGUGUUUAAAGAUAGCCGCCUUUAUAACAGAUCAUUUACCUGGUCAAGUAGCAAAAAAACUUCAUGCUGGUCACACACUGCUGUGGAGUGGCACCCCAUUCUUCAACCAGCAUGUAAUCCCGCAAGUGUUCAAGGGGGGAGGUCAAGACUGCUGGCAGGCCAUUCCAUCCUCUUGUCAUCCUGAUGACGAGCAAUCAGCUGAGUGUUCACUACUUCUUCUCCACACUUUGACCCUACAAUCCAACUGCUGUAGGCAGAAUCUGGACUCACAGCUGAGUAUAAAAGGAGCCAAUUAGGCACCUGAUUGUCAGCUCCUGGGCAUACCAGAAGCUCAAAACAAGAGUCAAUGGCAGAAUAAGCUGUAUGGGAUUGGUGGAGAAGAUUUUACAAAUUUUUCAUGGGUGCAACCCACAUGCUCAGCUCUGCUGUUCAUCCCACAAAUGCAUGAUCCUUACAAAUGUGGUAACAUUUAAAAGGGAAAUAAACAGGCUUUCCAAUGGUAUAAGAUUUAUUGCCAAGAUGCAACAAAGAAAUAAUCUACCAAACAUAAAUUUACUUACUUUUUGUGCUCAGUUUAGUUCUUCCCAUUUGUAAUCGAAAUGGUUAAAUUCUGGUUUAAACUGACUCAAACAGAACCCCGCUUCACUCAUUCAGGCAUGUCCAGUGUAAACCUGGAGGUUAUGUGCGUUUCUUUGUGUAACUCAGCCACAGGCGGAAAUAAGAAUCCAAGUUUCGUAUUUAACUGUAAUUUGAGCUUUCAGUUUCUCUGGAAUAUAACAUCAUUGUUUGUCUUCCUGACUCCCAGAAUUCCUUAGUGUUUAUUACAUACUUCCAGAAGAGACCUGCAGAAAAAUGUUGAUUCAUGUGAAACAAUAACACUAGAGUAUUUUAUUAGUCUGUAUAAACACCAGCCCCGCUCAGAUCCAUGACUUAGCGUCUUUACUAAGAAUAAAAACAGCGAGUCCAGGCCUGCAUAUCUGAUUGGCUCACUGUGACUCACGAUUACCAGCAGCUGCCUCUCUGCUUCCUGCUCCAGACUCCACAUGGAUUUCACAACCUCCCCCUCUCUCUCUCUCUCUCUCCCUCAAUAUAAAUGCAUUUGGUAAGCAUGCAUCACUGACUUCUUUGGUAGGGAGUAACUCAACACCGUGACUCUUUCCUCGUCUGAUUCUCGGCCUAAACAGACUUCACAUUCAACUAAUCCUCUUUUCUAGAACAACUUUUACAUGUGAGUUAUUACAUCUGUCUUUAGACCUUCAGAGUAUAUUUGGAUGUUAAUUCUGAGUUUUAUUCCUCCAGGACUCGAGUGUAACCAGAGGAUGUUUUUGGUGAAAAGGCCAAAAACAGCCAAACCAAACCCAGGCCUGAAACCAUCGCCAUGAGGAGGGUGAGAAUGAUCCCAUGGUUGCUGCUGUUGGUCUCAUUGUUCGGUGAAAGUACACAAGAUGGAAAAGAAAAUGGGGUCUUUCCCUGUGGACCUCAGGACCUAAACCUGAGCAGUUCUGGCCAGACAAUCCUGUCAACAUGGGAGGACGACCGCUCCUGCUCUGCUGUGCAUGGCGUGUUGAUCUACGAGGUGGUGGUUCUUAUAGAAGACCAACAAGUCCACCAUGAUGAAGUUACUGUGAUGCCUGAUCAAAUCGGAUCCACUCACUCCUGGAACUGGACGUCCUAUUUGGCACUGGAGUGUGCGUCCCACUCAGUCAGGAUUAGUUUACAAGACAACAUUGCAAGUUCAUGGAUGCAGGAGAAGACUCUUCCUGGAAGGAAAGUCUCCACAAAGCCAGAGGUUUACCCCCGAGAUAAGGUGUUUGAGGUUGGUAGUACAGCCACCUUCUGCUGCAUCAUGCCGCCAGGGCAGGUUUUCAACAAAUUAUACCUGACUGGUUACAAUGCUUCUGACGCGACCAAAAUCAGUGAUCACACCUAUGCUCUGACCGUCUUACUCAACCAGCCGUCAGAACACAGCUGCACCGAUGUGAAAUGUCAGUCGUCUAACUACGGGGCAUGUGCUUACAUCGGCUACCCUCCUGAUGACAGAGAUCUUUGGUGUGAGACGCGAGAUCUGGAAUCAGUGGACUGUCACUGGUCCAUAGGAAGGAAGACGCACCUGCACAAACCCAGUAUUUCAACUAAGUAUCAGCUCAAUGGAAGAGAUUGUCCAGAAAGAUAUAAGGCGUCAUGUUCUCAGAGAAUUGAAGCGCACUCUGGAGAGAGAGAGUGGAUGUUAACAGCUAAGAAUAAACUGGGGAGGAAGGACCUGAUCGACCGGUCAGACCUGAGGAGAAGAGUGCACAUGUUCGCUCCUGAAGAAUUGUCAUCUUCAUCUGUGAAUGCCAGAAACAUCACCUUAAUGUGGAAAUGGAGAGUUCAGCGGUACGUUGAUCUGGAUAUAACGUGCCAAAUUAACAUCAGUGAUGGCGAAACGAGCACAGAGAUUACAGCUAAUGGAGUCGGCCUCCUUUCAGCCAUUGUUAAAGAUCUGAUACCAAACUGGAACUAUAUUGCAACAGUACGAUGUGGAACAACUCAACAUUUCUGGAAAUGGAGCAACUGGAGUCAAAGUGUCAACUUCCAAACAAGGGGGGAUGUUCCAGAUGCUCUGGAUGUUUGGAUGCAGAGGACGGAGGACCAAACUGUGAUUCUUUGGAAGGAGCUGCAGGCGGAGCAGAGUCACGGAGAAAUCUCUGAGUAUGAAGUGAGCUGGAAGAAAACCUCAGAGAGUGAACUUCAAAAUCAAACCAAAGUGGAUAAAAAUGACCACAGCGUUGCUCUCAAUCUGGACCGAGCUGAGGAGCACAUCGUCACUGUGACGGCGAGGAAUAUAAACGGCAGCUCAGCCCCGUCAACCAUCAUCAUACCUCCACUCAGUACGGGCAGUCACCAUGUGGACACUAACCAGAUCAGUGGCAGUGAUGGCGGCUUCUAUCUGUCGUGGUCGCCGAGUCCUGCAGCGAGCUGUGGCUACGUUGUGGACUGGUGUCUGGUCUCUGAGAGCUGCAGAGUGGAGUGGAUGAAAGUGACGACAAAUGAAAGUAAUGCAAGAAUAGUUUCAGAAAACUUCAUAGACGGGCAGAGAUACCUGCUGUCAGUUUACGCCUGCACCCUCAGAGCUCCGGUGCUGUUAGAGAGAAGAGAAGGAUACGUGAAGGAGAAGAUAAUAGAAAAAGGCCUGUUUCAGCCAUUACAGUGGAAACAGCAUCACUCAGACGUCGAGGUUUUCUGGAGGCCUGUACCUUUAAGAAACCAGUCUGCCUUCAUCCACGGAUACGUGCUCUACUACACUGACAACAACAAUAAGCUAGUCCUCAUUGACAGCACAGACAAUCCUGAAGCCACCAGGCUGACAGCGCCAAACCUGAAAAUCCACACCUACACCUUCACGGUAAAGGCCAAGACGGCGGCAGGAGAGGGAGGAGAUUCGGUCAUCAUCGUCACCUUAAACUCACUCACUGAUAAUUUAAUCCAGGUCAUUUCCAUCUCACUGAUCGUCAUUUUCGCUCUCCUCUCCCUCGUCACCAUCCUGUGCUACAGACACUGGUCAUGCAUCAAACACAAAGUCUAUCCUCCGAUCCCAAAGCCGGUGCUGACGGACAAAUGGUUGGCGACGGUUGACAAUCGCUGCCAUCCGCUCUGCGUGGACCAGUACGUCCACAGUGAAAUAUCAAACAUGGCUGUCCCAGAGCUGUUCCGUAAACCAGCAGCCCCAGUGAACCAUUAUGUGAUCCAGGGGAACGAUCCUUACAUUUCUGUCCAGACUAUCAACGGUUACUGCAACCAUGCUGUUGAUACCCACAUCCCACAGCCCCUCAUCAUCCCGACUACAGACAUCCCGACUCAGCAGGGCACGCCGUCCCCUCCGUUCAGGAGUUUAUUUCCUAACCCGUCCUACGACCUGACCAUGGAGACGGAGUAUGAGCCGUUUAGCCAGGAUCCACAGCUUCAGGAGGGAACGCUUUUAGGGAAAGGCUGUGACGGGUACCAGCCUCAGACCAAGACUGAGUUCUUCUGCUUAGACCAGAAGGAGGAGCGUCCAGACAGCCCCAUGUCCUGUGUCUCUACGUAUGUCCUGUUACCACAGUCACCACAUGUGUAGAAGCUUCAUGCAUGGCAAAAUAGCUCAUAAACAAGAUUGUGAAUGUCACCGUGCUGCUAGAAAAGCUAUUUAAAUGAGGUCAGUAAUACAUGUAUUAUAUCACAGUGCUCCAAAGUCUCACCUAAAAGGGGAUUCUCUGAUCUUGAUCCAAAACUAAACUCUAAACUGUUAAAGACUCUGACUGUUGUUCAACAAUACUGCAGAAAUUGUUGUACAUAAAUUAACUCUUUUUUCAGGAUGAGCUGCCCUUUUAAAAACAGAAUUUAUAUUUUUGUCUCCAAAGCCACGAGGCUCCAUCAACAGAAAAAGAGAAGCUUAAACAAGAACAAAAAAUUAAAGUUAAAAAAAUUAGAAUUUAUACCAAAGAAAUAGAACAUUUAAAGUUUAAACAGUCGUUUAUUCACAAGAACUAAAACCCUUUUUUUUUUAAAAAUAUAAAUCUAUGAGAAAAGCUCAUUUUUUAGUUGUAAAAUAAUUUUAAAAAAUGACUCAGAUAUUGCAUGUU